Molecule: messenger RNA, 224 nt
Organism: Amoebophrya sp. A25
Lineage: Eukaryota; Dinophyceae; Syndiniales; Amoebophryaceae
Source: the annotation of a GenBank genome assembly
AUGACAUCAAAGAUAUUUCAGCCUUAUAUGUUAUGUCGACUCAAAUGCAUCGCACUCCUACGACUACGCACGAAUCAUUUCGAAACCAAAUCCAAAUCUAAAUCCAAGUUCAACCAAACACAAAGAACACCUCUGCCCUCUACCCCGACUCUGAAACAUCUUUCUCUGCCCAGGAUUUUUCUGAAUGUGGUUGAGCACAUGGAAAAGAAAGCUAGAAAGUUUAA